This is a messenger RNA of Adineta steineri, 1431 nucleotides long. The record is from the annotation of a GenBank genome assembly. Lineage: Eukaryota; Metazoa; Rotifera; Eurotatoria; Adinetida; Adinetidae.
AUGGCAACAGCAAACAGCAGAGCAAAAUGUUCUACUUGUAAUAAAGCAAAUGCAACAUUUUUUUGUGCAGGAUGUUCAAAAGGCUUUUGUUUUCAGCAUUUAACAGAGCAUCGACAAAUUCUUCAUAAACAAUUAGAUGAAAUUAUCAAUGAUCAUGAUCAAUUUCAACAAACAAUUAUUCAGCAAAAACAAAACCCACACAAUUCUUCUUUAAUUCAACAAAUUAAUCAAUGGGAAACAAAUUCAAUUCAUCAAAUUCAACAAACAGCACAACAAUGUCGAGAAACAGUAAUGAAAUUGACACAAAAAUCGAUCAAUGAUGUGGAAAAAAAGUUUAUAGAACUAUCUCAGAAAUUAAAAGAAAUUCGUGAAGAAAAUGAAUUUAAUGAAAUUGAUUUAAAUAGUUUCCAAUUAAAAUUAACACAAAUUACAGAAGAAUUUCUUCAACCAUCGAAUAUUUCUAUUCGACAAGAUUUACAUGAAUUUAUCAAGAAAAUUUCAGUUAUUUCACCAUUCGAACAAAUUCAAACAAAAAAGAAUAAAUUUCGACAAUUUGCAAUUACUGUUGCCGGAGGAAAUGGACAAGGAGAUAAAUUAAAUCAACUCGAUUGUCCUGAAGGGAUCUUUAUUGAUAAUAAUAAAUCAGUUUAUAUUGCUGAUUAUUAUAAUCAUCGUAUUGUUAAAUGGAAACUGAAUUCAAAUACUGGUCAAAUCAUUGCAGGUGGAAAUGAAGAGGAACAGCAAAAUAAUCAAUUGUUUCAUCUAAGAGAUAUAGUUUUUGAUAAAAAGAAUAAUUCUUUUAUUAUUUCUGAUAUGGGAAACAAACGAGUAAUUCGAUAUUUUGAUCAAAAUCAAACAAAGCAACAAAUUCUUAUUUCAAAUAUUGAUUGUUGGGGUCUGGCAAUCGAUAAAAAUGGAUUUAUUUAUACUUCUGAUAAUGAGAAUCAUGAAGUAAGACGAUGGAAACAAGGAGAUAAAAAUGGUGAAUUAGUUGCAGGUGGAAAUGGUCAAGGAAAUUAUUUUAAUCAAUUCAAUUGUCCUCGUUAUAUCUUUGUUGAUGAAGAUCAAUCUGUUUAUGUAUCUGAUCGUAACAAUGAUCGUGUAAUGAAAUGGAAAAAAGAUGCAAAAGAAGGAAUUAUUGUUGCUGGUGGAAAUGGUCGAGGAAAUAGUCUCAAUCAAUUGUGUUCUCCUCGAGGAGUAAUCGUUGAUCAUUUGGGUCAAAUCUAUAUUGUAGAUUCUUGGAAUGAUCGAGUAAUGCGCUGGUGUGAAGGAGACGAAGAAGGUGAAAUAGUUGUUGGUGAAAAUGGUAGAGGAAAUCGAUCAAAUCAAUUAAAUUAUCCCAGUGGUUUAUCAUUUGAUAAUGAAGGAAAUCUUUAUGUUGCUGAUAUGGAAAAUCAUCGAAUCCAAAAAUAUGAAAAGGUUGAAAUUUGA